This is a messenger RNA of Menidia menidia (Atlantic silverside), 1137 nucleotides long. Lineage: Eukaryota; Metazoa; Chordata; Actinopteri; Atheriniformes; Atherinopsidae. The record is from the annotation of a GenBank genome assembly.
AUGGGUCGGUCCGCGGCAGCCCAGGCGCCGCUGGAGGACCGCCGGCGGUGGAGCGGGGCGGCGGGGGGCUGGCUCCGGAUCACCCUCGUCUCGUUCCUGGCCACUUUACCUGUGGAGCAGCUGCGCGCCUUCCCGUCCUCCCUCAGCGACUGCCAGACGCCAACCGGCUGGAACUGCUCCGGUUUUGAUGACCGGGACUCAGACCUGUUCUUGUGUGACACCAACACGUGCAAGUUUGACGGGGAGUGUCUGCGAAUUGGAAACAUGGUGACAUGCAUUUGUGAUUUCAAGUGCAACAAUGACUAUGCCCCAGUGUGUGGCUCCAACAAUAAGAACUACCAGAAUGAGUGUUUCCUCCGCAGGGAUGCCUGCAAGCAGCAGUCUGAAAUCCUUAUCAUGUCGGAAGGCGACUGUCCUGCCGAUGCCGGCUCCGGAUCAGGAGACGAUGGAGGCGAAGGCUCAGCUGAGACAGGGCAAAAGGAAACAUCCACCUGUGACAUUUGCCAGUUUGGGGCAGAGUGCGACGUGGAUGCAGAGGAUGUUUGGUGUGUUUGCAACAUCGACUGUUCCCACAUCAGCUUCAACCCGGUGUGUGCCUCAGACGGUCGCUCCUAUGACAACCCCUGCCAGGUGAAGGAGGCGUCCUGUCAGAAGCAGGAGCGCAUCGAAGUCAAGUACCUGGGCCACUGCCAAGGCGACAUCAUCACCGGGAACAAAGACGAUGGACACUUCGCGCGGACCGACCUCACGGUGGGGGAAAAGGAUGACCCAAGUAACGGGCUGGCCCGCGGCCUGUACAUCCCCUGCCCUGAUCACUACAAAAACUACUGUGUCCACGGAGAGUGCCAGUUCCCCAGUAUUCUGGCCCAGCCCUCCUGCAGCUGUCACUCAGGCUUCAGGGGCCCGAAGUGCGACAUCAAAGAGUAUAACGUGCUCUAUGUGGUGCCUGGCUCAGGUAAACUGCACUAUGUCCUCAUCGCCUCCAUCAUCGGGGCACUUCAGGUGGUCAUCAUCUGCGUGGUGGUGCUCUGCAUUACCAGGAAGUGCCCGCGGACCAACCGGAUUAACCGUCAGAAGCAGAACAACGUCCACUUCAGUUCUGAGAAUACCAUGCGAGCCUCCACUCGACUUAUCUGA